Pyrenophora tritici-repentis Pt-1C-BFP is the source of this 663-nucleotide messenger RNA. RefSeq lists its product as uncharacterized. Lineage: Eukaryota; Fungi; Ascomycota; Dothideomycetes; Pleosporales; Pleosporaceae. The record is from RefSeq and is a predicted model, not a curated record.
AUGUCGGCAGCGCAAACCGUCCAAAUCCUCAGCGCAGCCACGGCGCUCAUAGCAUCCGGCGGCAUAGCAACCCUCACCUUCUUCGACGUGCCUCUCCUGAAAUCACAACCCGCGUCCCGCUCCCUCCCCAUGACACGCUGGCUCUUCUCCCGGGGCUCGCACGUCUUCCCCACUGCCGCCGCAGCCUCCACAGCUGGCUUCCUCUACCUCACCUACACCACUCUACCCAGCUCCUCCCUCUCCUCAUUCUCCUCCCUCGCCUCCGCCGCCCUACGCGGCCAACCCGGCCUCUACCUCCUCGCCGCCGCGCUCUCAAUCAGCAUCGCGCCAUGGACGACGCUAGUCAUGGUGCCCACGAACUUUGCGCUCAUCGAAAAGAACGAGGAGUUGGGCGGUAGUCGCAGUACCAAGUCUGCAAGGUAUCGCCGCCAGAAUGGGGAGAAGGCGGGGGAAAAGAGCGCGGAGGAGAGUGUGGAGGGGGAGGGCGAUGUUAGUCAGUGGAGGGAUUUGAGUGGGCCGAUGGAGAAGACGGAGAAGGAGAGUAGUGAGGAGAUGGAUGAGGUGGUGGAUGGUUUGUUGGAAAAGUUUGCGAAGUUGAAUUUGGCAAGGGCUGUUAUGAUUGGGGCUGGGGGUGUGGUUGGCUUGGUCGCAGGCAUGGUCUAG